UGUCCAAAUUGGGCUUUUUGCGUCGCCGGAGCUCCCGAGUUCAGGCGGACGUCAUCAGCGAGUAAAAGGAAGAGCUGACGUCGAAGAAGAGUCACCGAGAGGAGAGGGCAUCGGUGAGGGAGGGGAGAGGAGAGCUUCAGCAUUAGAAACACUGAGAUUCACAUCCCCCCUGCUCCCCUCCCUCCCUUUUACGUCGGUGUUGGUGCGUUGGGAGCCCCCCUGCUCCGGUGGAGUCCCAGGCUAUAUAAGAGACCGACGAGCAGAGUCCCUCCACCAGAUUUACAGUUUCCAAACUUCUGUGCAAGAGAGAGAGACGGCUGCCUCAGCCGCACAUUCGCCUGCUGCUCUCAGAGAGAGGGACAGACACCCAGCAGCCGGACAGCAUCCGAGCUGGAUGCUGUGGGCGAGUUGAAACAGGCGCUGACAGGAAAAAGAAAACACCAUAGCUGCGAUGAAAGUUCAAUAACACCUCAGAUCUCCUUCCACUCGCACAAAACUGUCUCUUGAAACACCUCAGAGACAGCUGCACUUCAGCCGAGGCACGAAACAACGAAAAGUCUCUCACUUUCGUCUGCAGGAAUUUUUCCUUCCGCAACAACUGACAACAAUGUACCGCUCAACCAAAGGAGCUUCCAAGGCUCGAAGGGACCAGAUCAACGCAGAGAUCCGGAGCCUGAAGGACUUGUUGCCCAUAUCUGAAGCAGAUAAAGCGCGGCUCUCGUACCUGCACAUCAUGUCACUGGCAUGCAUGUACACCAGGAAAUCCGUCUUCUUCACUCAAGAAGCGGGAUCUGCAGCCAGCCUUGAACACAGCGUACAGUUUCUGUCUUUCCACGAAUUGUCGGAGUUGAUGCAGGCUCUCCCGGGUUUUCUGAUGCUGCUCACUGGAGAAGGGAAGCUUCUGUACAUGUCUGACAGCGUCUCCGAACACCUCGGCCACUCAAUGGUGGACCUUGUGGCACAAGGAGACAGUGUGUACGACAUCAUCGACGCCUCCGAUCACCUGAUCAUUAAGACCAACUUGUCGACUUCUUCUUCACUUGAAAUAGAUCGUCUCUUCCGCUGCCGUUUCAACACCUCCAAGUCCGUGCGGAGGCAGAGUGCUGGGAACAAGCUGGUUCUGAUUAGAGCUCGAUGCCUCCUCUCCCCUCCCUCCACCACUCCUGUUGCUGGUUCUUACUGGAACUCCAAUCCAGUAUGGGUGUGUUUUUGCUCCCCUCUGGAGCCCCACCCAACCCGAUCUGGACCUGUGGCAGAAAGGGAGUUGACCUCCACUCCACCUCUGGCUGACAGCAACUUGUUUUUGUCAGGCUUCCAUUCCCAGCAUGGCCGGGACAUGAGAAUAGAGACAGCACAGGACAGUGUGAGCAGCUAUCUGGGCUUUGAUGUGACAGCUUUACGCUCUCGCUCCUGGUACAGCCUCCUCCACCCACAGGAUCUGUCACAUGCCUCUGCUCAACACCGCAGCCUCUUGAGAGAAGGUGGAGAGGGAAGAGCUGAAAUGGUGGUGCGUGUCCAGGCUCAGGAUCAGUCCUGGGUUUGGCUUUAUAUGGUGCUUCAGCUGCAGCCUGGAGAGUUUCCCAUCGGCAGCAACAACUACAUAAUCAGUGAGUCUGAGGCGUGGUCAGUGCGUCAACAGCUCACCUCAGAGCACAAUCAGCUGACCCUGGUUCUGACUGCUGGUACCUCUCAGCAAGAGGGUCUUAGCUUGCAGUCCCCUGAAACUAUGUCCAGCCCAGAUCAGGUCUUCACCCCUGGCAGCAGUGGCUUGUCGGCUCAGUCCUUUGACUUUAGCACUGCUGGCUGCAGUGUAGGCUCCUCUGAUGAACCAGGGAGCUCCACCACAGAAGCCAUGCAGCAGGAGGGGGACCCUCGCUCCAGUAUCUCCUCUUUGGAAGAGGAAACCUUCUUCCAUCAGCAUCCCGCUGAAAGGUCCUCAGCUGCCUCCUCCCCAACCCCCGUCACUGUGGAAACAGUGGCAGACUUAGACUUUUUAACCCAGAACAUUCUUCUCCCACCAUCCUUCCAGCUUGACCCUCCUCUCCCAGCUCUACCCCUGCCUCUGCCUCCUGUCCCCACCACACAAGCUCAGCAGACCAAAGAGUUUGUCUGCACGCCACCAUACACUCCCCUCAUCAGUGGCCCCAGUUUCCCAUUCACUGAACCCCACUUCAGUUUCGACCCCAGUGGCACCACCACACCUCCGCCCUCUGCCACCACAGCCACAGCCACCACUUCUCUGGCUCCAUCAGCUACUUCCUCUUCCCCACAAACCACUGCCUCCAGUCCUGCUCCACCCACCACCCUCUCUACUAAACUUCCUCUGGCUCUGCCCACUUCAUCGACUGAUCUCCUAUUCCCUGUGGAGUCCUGCAGCGGCUCCCUGUAUGAGAAGCUUCCCCCCACUCCUGACAGCCCAGGGGAUGGUGACUGCACAGUCAUGACCCUACCUGAAGUACGGGGUCCACUAUACGUAGAUGUCCCACUGGGACCCCUUCAGUGUCCCCCUGAAGGCCUCCUUACCCCUGAGGCUUCACCAGGCAAACAGCCCUGCCUCUCUUUCUUCUCUAUGGAAAGAGAGAGGGAGAAAGAAAGAGCAGAGAUCUCUCUCUUAGCCCAGCACAUCAGCUCACUGGCAGAGGGAUUCUAUCUGGAUCCACUCUUGUCCAAAUUUUCUCCUCCACCCAUGUCUCCUUCCUCCUCUCCUUCCCACUUCCUGUCUCCAACCAUAGAAACUGCUGGUGUUGACUCAGUCCAAUUAUCGAGGGAGUUUUAUCCCAUCAAAGCAUGGAAAGGCCUGGACAUUCCCAUCUUCCUUGACGAGGACGACUCUCUGUUUGAAGAGGGCAUCCUAGAAACUCUGCUCCAAGAUGACUUGGCUCCUCCUGCUCCGCCUAAAUCUCCCAGUCCUUCCUUCUCCUCCCCUUGCUCCUCUCCAGUGCCAAAUCUCUCCAGCCCGGUCUCUCCCCAGACCCCAGUGUACUGGCACCAACCCUCCCAGUUUGAGAGAGUGGGCCACUUCUGUAGCGUCCAAUCGGCGCAUUGUAACUCCAUGACUGGGUGCAGGGCGACUGUGGCACCUGAGGCUGGGGUGAAAGUGGAAGGGGAGGGGCUUGCGGAGGAAGCUAUGGAGAUUGAGGUGGUGUCAUCUCCUGUGUCCUCCUGCUCCUCCAUCCCAGCUUCCCCUCCCCUCAUACUCACCGCCUCACCCAGCCCUGUCACCACCAUGACCAUCAACUCGCCCUCACCCACCGUGUCUUGCACUCAGUCCCUCCUGGAGGAACUGGCCGUCCUGGAACCCAUGUUUGGGGCAGGUGCCUCUAUCGCCCCUGGUUUAGGGCAACAACCUGAGUUGUAUCAACUCCAAUGUCAUCCAUCGCCACAGUACUUCCAUCAAGAUGGGAGUGGAAGUGUUCCUCCGUUCUAAAAUAAGUCUGUGACUUACUUCAUCAAGUAUGGCAUAUUGUCAUAUUUUGUGGAGCCACUUUUACUGAAAAGUAAAAAAUUAUUAAGUGUAUAAAUAUACAUAAUGUAUAUAUAAAACUUGAGGACUUUAACUCCUACACAUCUCCUGAGAACAAAGAUUGGCUCAAUAUUUUUGUUCAGUCACAGUCUGUAACCUAUUACAAAACUGGUGCGACAUUUACAUGAUGGUGCAACCACAUGGACCCAUGACUAACUCAGUUGUGGGUCCCUGUGUUGUCCUUCAGCUCCUCAUAAGUUUCAGAUGUAAUCAAAUGUCAGAGAAAGCUCUCUGAACUUUAAAGCGCUGUUUAACUUCCAAAUGCGCAUUUGUAUUCACUCGUAGUGAAAAACUGUUGUGAACAACAAAAAAAAUGUUGCAUUUCUUGCUGUUUCAAUAAGGAGAUGAAUUAUAGCACUUUUGCCUGACAUGCUGAACAACGCAAACACAAACCUCAAACGUACUGAAAAACAAAUGUUUACAAACUGAUCAAAAAAAGAAAAGAAAAAAAAGACACAGACUUCUCUCUGUGAAAUAUUCUGUCCAGUCCUCAGAGCUGAAGCUCCGGGAAUGAAGCACUUCUUCUUUAUCAACACUCUCAUAACAAUAUUCUGCUUGAGAUACUUUGAGCUUUGAGUUUGCGCUUGGAACCUUUAACGUUUCAUAUUUAGCUCUCCAUCUAAACUCUAUUGUGUAUUGAUGUGAUGUGCAACAAAACUAACAGAAAAA
This is a messenger RNA of Cynoglossus semilaevis (tongue sole), 4192 nucleotides long. RefSeq names its product neuronal PAS domain protein 4a (gene npas4a). The transcript has 8 exons. The record is from RefSeq and is a predicted model, not a curated record. Gene Ontology annotation, molecular function: DNA-binding transcription factor activity, RNA polymerase II-specific; RNA polymerase II transcription regulatory region sequence-specific DNA binding; protein dimerization activity. NCBI's taxonomy places the organism in Eukaryota, Metazoa, Chordata, Actinopteri, Pleuronectiformes, Cynoglossidae. Bases 608 to 3427 code for a protein of 939 amino acids. Gene Ontology annotation, biological process: regulation of transcription by RNA polymerase II.